Messenger RNA from Passer montanus (Eurasian tree sparrow), 2659 nucleotides. Its product is annotated as collagen alpha-1(II) chain-like. Lineage: Eukaryota; Metazoa; Chordata; Aves; Passeriformes; Passeridae. Bases 1 to 2478 code for a protein of 825 amino acids. The transcript has 4 exons. The record is from RefSeq and is a predicted model, not a curated record.
AUGACGGGGUUGAUGAGGGAGUUGAGAUAUCCAAGCCACGUGAAAAAGUCAAAGAUGGCCAUGUGGAACCAGCAAGCGUCCUUGCAAAUAGGCAUCACCAAGCUGAUGAUGAAAAAGGGCAGCCAACACACGAUGAAGGCUCCUAAAAUAAUCCCUAAAGUCUUUGUAGCUUUCCGCUCUCUAGCGGCCGUCAGCUUCUUUUUCUCCAGCAGGGCGUCCGAGACCUUCACCUUCACCUGGUUCAUGUACACGGGGGAGCCCGUUUCGCUGGAUCCCUCGGGAGCCUUGGAGUUUAUGGACUCUUUUACCUGCUUUCUUUGGCGUCUGCUUCAAAAUCCGCGACCUGGCUUCCACGUAGAUCCUCCCGUACAGGGCUAUGAGCAGCAGAGUGGGGAAGUAGAAGGCUCCUACUGUGGAGUACACGGUGUACAGGACGUGGUCCGUGUUCACCACACAGUUAGAUACUUCCUCAGCCUUCGCCUGCCGCCAAAACAAAGGGGGCAUGGAGAUGCAGAUGGAGAAGAUCCAUACCAGUGCGAUCAUGCCCGCUGCCCGCUUGGGAGUCCGUUUCGUGGAGUACUCGACGGCGUCGGUGAUCGCCCAGUAGCGGUCCAGGGCGAUGACACAGAGGUGCAGGAUGGACGCCGUGCAACAGGUGAUGUCCGAGGACAGCCAGAUAUCGCAGACGAUCUGACCCAGCGUCCACCUGCCGGUCACAGUGUACAUGGUGCUGAUGGGCAUGACAAGGAUGGAGACGAGGAGGUCGGUGACGGCCAACGAGGCGAUCAGGUAGUUGGCCGGCGUGUGGAGUUUCCUCGUCUGGUAGACCGUGGCGAUGACAAAGGCGUUGGAAAGCACCGUGGCCAGGGUGACCAGCGCCAGGACGACGGCGAGCACGAUCUUCCCGGAGAGAGGGGUGGCAUCUUGGUAAACCACUUCCUCGGCGCUACAGUUUCGGUAAGAGUCGUUGGCGGAGCCCAACUGCGCCCGGCAGGGGCCGGCCGGCUCCAUCCCUCCGCGGCCGCCGCCCCCGCAGACGGCGGGGCUCGGCGCGGCACGGCGGGGCCGCUACCCUGGCAGGACCCCGUCGGCGCCGGGGAAGGGCUGCAGCAUCGCCGCGCCGGCACCACCUCCCCGCCCGCCUGCCCGCCCUUCCGGGAGCUCCGAGCGGGCUCCGCGGAGCCUCACUCCCCACGGGCGAGGGAGCCGGGCAAACCGGGGGCCAGGCGCGCCCGCUCGCCCCGGCAGCUCAUCGCCCCGCCGCCUGCCCGCGGAGCGCGGCGAGCCCCGGACAUGGGGCUCCCGCCCCGGCCGCCCCUAAGCGCAGCCCGGCCGCCCGCGGCUGCACACCGUGUCUCGACGGGCGCGGCGGCAGCGCCGCAUGCCCGCGGGCGGCGGCCUCGCCCCCCGGGCUGCGGGCGCGACGGCGGGGGCUGCGGGGGCAGCGGAGCCGCCCCGCCGGGCCGUGCCUUCACACGCAGCCCGCCGCAGCAAGUUUGCAGCCGCCGCCGCGGGUGCGGGCGGAGCAGGAGGAGAAAGAGGAGGGUCCGCGGGAGGCACGGGGAGAGACCACCUCCCAUUGCGCCCCGCCGCGGGCCAUGCUGUCGAGGCCCGGCCUCCGCCCAGCACUGGCAGCCGCGGGCAGGGGCCGGUGCGAGUGAGCGGCGAGCAGCCGCCGCCCCUUUUAUAGCGGGCGGCGCGGCUCCGCCGGCACCGAGCAACCGGUGCCGCUCUCGGGCGGGCUGCCCGCCCGCCUGCCCGCGGAGGAGGAGCCGCCGCCGCCUCCCUUGGCCCUCCCUCCGGCACCUACGAGCCGCCCGACGGGGGGGUGGGGGGUUCGGCCCGCUCCGGCCCCGCGCACCGCCCCACCGCCGGCCCCCCGCCCCUGCCCCUGCAGGCGUCGGGAGGAGCCCGAGCUCGUCCCCCGCCCAGGCGGGGAGCAGCCCCUCCUCUUUCAGCCCGACGAGGGAUGCCACGGCACGGGCGGAUGCAGGUGCUCCUUGGUGCUGCCGUUGUUCCCAUCCUGUCGUGCACCGUGCCCGCUACGCCGUGGGGCUGGGCGGUGCCAGGCUCCCCAGGGAGCCCGGCGGGGCUGCGCCCGGUGUGCUGCCCGCCGCCACGUCCCGGCGGCGGUACACGUGCCGCUCGGUGCCGGAGCUCGGCGUGCGGGAGGGGCCGGGGCCGUGCGGGACAGGGGCGCAGCCGGAGCGGGCACGCACCCCGGGACCGCCCGCCCUGCCCGCCGGGAGAGGGGCUGCGCAGCGGGCGAGCCCCGCUGCAUUAGAGGCUCCUCCAUUGCUCGGCAGGCGGGGACAGGAGCAGCGGGAGCGCACGUUUGUCCAGGUCCCGCAGCUCCUGCCAGCGUUUGUUCUCAGCAGCCGCAGGAAAGUUUUGCACACAAAGGGAGUGCGAGCUUGCUUUUUGCUGGGUCAGGAUAAUUCCAAGCUCGGCGAAAUGCGUAUGCUCCAGCCCAACUAAAUCUCCUGAAGAUAACACGACAAAUUAAGAGGAGUCAAGCGUUUUCAGUCUGCAGGCACGUUUGUGCGCAUCUCCGUGUGCUGCUACAUGCCUAAGUUCUCUGUAAACUCUCAGCAGUUCCCUCUUGGACAUCUCCGCCUGGCUGUUUUCCUCUGUGAUGAAAAAGCAAUCGGUUUCCCUG